Aspergillus neoniger CBS 115656 is the source of this 819-nucleotide messenger RNA. RefSeq lists its product as uncharacterized. Bases 76 to 510 code for a protein of 144 amino acids. The transcript has a single exon. NCBI's taxonomy places the organism in Eukaryota, Fungi, Ascomycota, Eurotiomycetes, Eurotiales, Aspergillaceae. The record is from RefSeq and is a predicted model, not a curated record.
AUUUAAUCAAUCAAUCAAUCCAAUACGUCCAUUUUCGUUCUAAAUUUAAUUUAUCUAUUUAGUUACUGGUCUUGGAUGGUGUCAUCACCCGCAGAUUGUCACUUCCCUUUUUCCUAUUUCUCUUCUCAUCUUUUUUUAUUUCUCUCCUCUCCAUCUGUCUUCCCGCUGCUGUUUUCGCUCUCCGCUUUCCCCUCUCUGCUUUCCUGCUGCUUUCUUGCUUUUGCUUCCUCCCUCCCCUCUUCUUCCUCUUCUUCCCCCCUCUUCACCUUUUUCUCUUUGCGCCCGUUUCUUUCUCCUCCCUAUCUUCUCCCAGUCUUAUUGCUUGUCGCACUUCCCUGUGACCCCCCCCCCCCCCAAUUGAUCUUCCAAGCAAAGUGUAAAUCGUGGGGUGAGGCGCACGCCGAGCAUCCACUUGGAACCAAAACGUCAUCAUCAUCCACAGCCCGAACCUUGGCCGCAACUAGGCAGACGGAUUCUACGCUGAUUUCCCCUUCUAGAAUCUUAAUUUGAUUCUAUUCACCAUCACCCCUGUCAGCUGCAGUUAUAAAGUCAAUGAUUGCCCGACCAGCAGGUUGAAUACCCACUGUGCUCGAGCAACUCAACCAUGACUUCUGCGGACCUCUCCUCCGUUCCCAACGGAGUCCAGUCGGGCGCUGCUGCUGCUUCCCCAGCCGCUUCCAACCCCGCGCCCGGCCAGAUCCUCACCGGAAAACAAGAACAUUGUCAGUUUUCCCCGAUCGCGUCCCGUUUAAUCGCUUUGGAGUCUUCGAGGGUCUCUUUCUGACCGAUGCAGAUCUCAAGCGCGAACUCAUCGCCCGC